AGUGUUGGGCUCAAGACGGGUCUUCAGCUACCUUUUUAUUCCAUUAGCUUGGCCGGAACCUCAUGGCAAGAUGGAUCAUUCUUACAUUGCUGUGGCACUUGCUGAGUAUGCUGUCUGCGGCAGACGAAUUUGCAGAGGCAUUAGAACAUUGCGGUGAAAGGGAUGAAGUGUUCAACACCAGUUUGUUGCAGCUUGGAACAACGCUAGCAAGGACACCAACCAACCCAUGUGGUUACUUGUUGAUUGAUACUUGUUCCAAUUUGUCUUGGGUUGCAGCAAUGCCUGUGCCACCCAUUCACAUGGGUCUGAUUGCUACAGACCUGUGGAAGAUGUCAUGGCAGAGCACCCUGGAGAAGAUGGAUAUUGCUACUUCAAUUCAGUUGCUUUCUAUGUUAAGUAUGGUGGCCCGACGCCUGACUUUGAAGCAGAAGCUGCAAGCGGAAUAACAUAUCUUCGUCAUGGAGAGUACAAAGGACUGAACACAGGCCCGCUGCUAACAUACCACUUUGAAGGCGAAGUCAUUGCUUCACACAUGGAUAGCAUGCACUACAGCUAUGAUGACAUCUAUGCAUACUCUUUGGGAUUCUUGCAGGGUCAGGGAAUCGACUCAUGGCGAAUGAAGAAUGCCACAGAUUGGAUAUCACUGUCUGAAGAAAAGUGUAAAACGAUUCAGCAGAGAUACAAUUUUAGCAAAGCAGAGUUGGUGCUUUCAGAUUGGCUGGACUUUAACCAAGUCAUUGCAACUAUGGCAUGUUGCAGUGCAGGUAUCUCAUGUGCGACAGACGAGAACAACCGACGAUUGUCAGGUUUCCAGAGUGUUUCACAAUGCAGGCCUGUGACCAGAAGGGAUUUUGCGAAGCAUCACUACAUGAAAUGCUUGUUGGGCUACAGGAACUCCGCUGCGGACAUGGCAUACCUCCACAGCCGAGCUUGUCUGCUGGCUGGUCACCGAAUUGGUCAUUUCAGUGACUGCCCAUACGUGCCCCCUGUCGACUUUUGAUCAUUUUCAUCGUAGGGGCGACUACGUUUUGAACGCGGAGAAGGUAAUGGCCCACUCACAACUGAUUUUCUGAGGCAAAAGUCAGUGUGCUUGAUCUCAAACAUGUGUCUUACAUGUUCGCGGGGUGCCUUUUCAGUCGAGAACGUUCUCGCUUGUUUGACGUCUAAGUCUAAGUCUAAAGUAAUUAUACGCG
Durusdinium trenchii is the source of this 1193-nucleotide messenger RNA. The record is from the annotation of a GenBank genome assembly. NCBI's taxonomy places the organism in Eukaryota, Dinophyceae, Suessiales, Symbiodiniaceae.